This is a messenger RNA of Lasiosphaeria miniovina, 432 nucleotides long. RefSeq lists its product as uncharacterized. The record is from RefSeq and is a predicted model, not a curated record. Lineage: Eukaryota; Fungi; Ascomycota; Sordariomycetes; Sordariales; Lasiosphaeriaceae. The annotation marks the transcript as partial. The transcript has 2 exons.
AUGGUGCGCCAGUUCAGAUUUGUUGCCGUCUCAAAUCCGGUGGAAGCCCCUUCAUCCGCGUCGAAGAAAUUGGCCUACUCCCAUGCCUUUCGCCAGGCACACGCCGAGAGAAGGCGUGAGCAAACAGAGAAGUACAGAAGAGAGAUAGCCAGUAUCCCGGUGACCAAGGUCUGCACUGCAUCCGAUGAAGUUGUCUCGAGCCCUCCGAGCCAAGUGCUCAGCAGCAACAAAGACCCGUUCUCGUCCUUGGCGAGACCGCUCUCUCCGGUGGAAUAUUUCCUACUUGAUCACUACGUCCACGUAGUCGUGCCAUUCACUGUUGGCCACUGCGGCCUAUUCGACCAUCCAGGAGACAAUGAGACGCAACUGCUUCGGGAAUGGGCUAGUCUCGCAAUCACCGACGACGCGCUCAUGACCGCCGCCAUCUUCUUG